AUGGAUUCCACACUUAUCCUCCUUUGGGUAUUUACCUGGGUGACGAUCGGCUUGAUUGCCUUUCGGUUGCUGCUGCGGAAGAUCAAAGGCCUCAAUUUCGUCUGGGGAGAUUAUUUUUCAAUGGCAGCUAUCCUGUGUGCGCUCGUUCGCCUCGCUCUCGUCCACGUUGUUCUUCUCUGGGGAACCAACAACAUGCCUGCCGCGCUCAGAGAAACGAUGAAAUUCACUGCCCAGGAGAUCCAUCGUAGAGAGACCGCGAGCAAGUUUGUGCUGGCCAAUCGAGUGUUUUAUAAUUCCUAUCUCUGGUUGCAGAAAUUGGUCCUGCUUGAUACCUAUCGCCGGCUGCUUAAGAAUCUCCGGUGGGAGAAGGUGACGAUGAUCUCGUAUACUGGCAUAUUCGCAGCAACAUAUGCAGUUGUACAAAUUGUUACUUUCACAGAGUGCGAUCCAUUCAACCAUUACUGGAUCGUAUUACCGGACCCUGGCAUAUGCUGCCAGGCACAGCUCCAAUUGAUCGUUCUCGGCGUUCUCAACAUCAUCACGGAUCUUAUGUUGAUCGCCUUGCCGAUCCCAAUUCUAGUUUUGGUGAAACGAUCCACUGCAGAGAAACUUCAGCUAGCGGCCUUGUUUGCCGUUGGUCUCUUCAUCGUCGCAAUCACCAUUGCCAGACUGCCACAGAACACCAAGAAUCCCACUGCGCAAGUGAACAGAACGACGUGGGCAUCUAUCGAAGAGCUCGCUGCUGCUAUUGUUGCCAAUGCCCCCGUUGUCUACGGACUUCUCAAGGGACGGGUGCAAAGGUCCAGAGACGCCGCAUCAGCAAGCGGGUCCACUCAGCCGUCGUGGCAGCGAACUCAGAGGAAGCCUGAAGAUGAGCCUGUUGAACUGCAAAGGACCCGCCCAAGUAAGAGAGGGUCUGGUCUAGGCGCGAAGCUGUCAUCGAGGAACUAUCGUGAGAUUGAUGACUCGAGUAGUCGGGGCCAUUGA
Messenger RNA from Penicillium salamii, 987 nucleotides. The record is from the annotation of a GenBank genome assembly. NCBI's taxonomy places the organism in Eukaryota, Fungi, Ascomycota, Eurotiomycetes, Eurotiales, Aspergillaceae.